This is a messenger RNA of Periconia digitata, 1347 nucleotides long. The record is from the annotation of a GenBank genome assembly. NCBI's taxonomy places the organism in Eukaryota, Fungi, Ascomycota, Dothideomycetes, Pleosporales, Periconiaceae.
CAUUUGGUAUCGCUCAAUUCAAUGGAGAACAAUGUUUUUUCUGAGCGCGGUUCGCAAGCAGCAUCCAUCGUUGGCCUGGCAAAUUUCAUUUUAGAUGAAUGCUCGGCAAUGGAGAGAGCGUGUGAGGAAGACGGAACCCCUCAACCUAGCAUGCUGGCUGGCACGAGCACGGCUUUCUGGUCAGCAGAUGCACCCAAACUCACCUCUUCUCGAUCAAAGGCGCUUGGGCUACUGGAAAAACUCGCCACCCUCCUACAAGGACCCCAUGAAUUUCUUCACGAAUUUGUCGCGCCCAAUUGGGAUCAUGGGGCGCUUUACGCUUUCCUGCAAUCCUCAGCCCUAGAGUAUAUGGCAUCGUCUGAUAGUCCCGUGUCCCUAUCUAGUCUUUCGCACACAACCGACAUUCCUGAAGACAAAUUAAAGCGUAUACUGGCUCUUUUACGAUGCAAAAAUAUUGUAGAUGAGCGAGAAGAAGAUAUGUUCACUCUUACUGCUGUGUCAGAGGAGCUGAUCAGGGAUCAAGACUUCAGAGCUUGGGUUGAGUUUCAACUGUUCGAGACACGCGUCGCAAGUGCUCAUCUGGCUCAGGCACUUGCCAAGAAGCCCAAUGAUUAUGAAAACGGGAGCUCGGGUUUCGCCGAAGCAUGGGGAUCUGAAAUGUACGACUGGCAUUCAAAGCACCCAGACAAAGGGGACCGCUUUCGGCAGGCAAUGCGAGGAGUGUCGAAGUCUUUGGAUCCGGCGGACUCUCUACUUCGCAAACACAUUCCCUCCGGUGGAAUUUCUUCGGGACGUAUCAAGAUUGUCGAGAUUGGCGGAAGGUAUGGCUUUGCGUCAAUUGCCCUCGUCGAGGAGAGACCGGAACUUUCCUUUGAAGUCCGCUGUGACUCGCAAGACUUCAUACGACGCGGAGCUGCUCUCGUUACAGCGUCUUCAAAGGAACGCAUUACCUUCACCGACGUAGACUCUCUGACAGAUUCCUUAUCGAAGGGUGACUCAACUAGUGUUUUCGCGUAUGUCAUCCGUAAUGUUUUCUGGAAUUGGACGGACCACGAGGCGAUAAAACUGCUUCAAGCUUUGCUACCCACUUUAAGAGCCGCACCAUCUACCCGUAUCUUGGUAACAGAUGGUGUGUCCCCGGUAUCUAAGCAAUUCCUACAGCAUAUCGAGAUUGCGUAUCGGCGAAGAGACAUUACGACAAUGGUAAUGCACAACGUAAAGCAAAGAACGCAGGCAGAAUGGCUCAAACUAUUUUCCCAGGUACAUCCAAGCUUGAAGAUCACUACGGACUUUGAGACCAGCACACAUGUUUGCAAGGCGCUCUGGAACCUUAGUUUAGAGUCUUGA